This is a messenger RNA of Pangasianodon hypophthalmus (striped catfish), 8838 nucleotides long. It is a transcript of the gene dspa, whose product is annotated as desmoplakin a. The transcript is spliced from 23 exons. Bases 205 to 8379 code for a protein of 2724 amino acids. The record is from RefSeq and is a predicted model, not a curated record. Gene Ontology annotation, cellular component: cytoskeleton; intermediate filament; intercalated disc. Lineage: Eukaryota; Metazoa; Chordata; Actinopteri; Siluriformes; Pangasiidae. Gene Ontology annotation, biological process: cell-cell adhesion; skin development; wound healing. Gene Ontology annotation, molecular function: protein binding; structural molecule activity.
GUGGAGUUUCUUCCGCGAUCAGGAGCCGAGAGGAGAAGUGCGCACUUCACACACUCACAGUUACACAUCGAGCGGACACACACACACACACACACACACUCACACCGAGCGGUCACGCUCACACACACUCAGACUUUCUGAUUUUGGAUUUUAUUUCGUUCGAGUUUUGGUUUCAGUGAAUAAAGAAACCAGCGCGCGUUCACGAUGAGCGCGCACGGCACUCCCUCCUCGCGCUUUCCUCCCGUGUCGCGCGGAUCGACCAUGCGCGUCACCGACCAGGUGUUCCUGACCGGAAACGGCUACCAGCAGGACCUGAGUGAGAACAUCAUUCAGCAGCGCUACGGUGGUACCACUUACACCAUGAAGGGUCAGGGAAGCAUGGUGCCCUUUCAGAAGAAAGCCCAGAUAAUAUAUAAUCACUGCAUGAACAACCUUGAAAUGGCCCAAAAUCUGAUGGAACAAGGAGGAACUUGGGGUGAAUUUGAUAAUGCGAUGGCAAUGGCUAAUGAAGAUAUCAAGCAGCUUCAUCAGCUUGUAGUGGAAGCGAAGAGCUACGGCCAGAACCCUGACUACAUCAUCAGAAGUCUGGAGGACUGCAGUGCAUUGUUCUCUGACCUCACAGCCAGUGCAGCAGGACGAAUGACGAUGCGCCAAACUCGCACCAGCACAAGCAGAGAGGAAUACAGCAGCAGGAGCUUCCUCGAUGCCCUGGCCUGGAUCAACCAACAGAAACGUCUGAUUGAGACAGCACAGUUUUCUGAUGACAAUGCAGCCAUUGAGCAGCAGAUCACGAACCACGCCAGGUUCCACAGCUCCAUCCAGAGGAGUAUAGAAGUGCAGAGAGCCAAGGAUGAACUGAUGCAGUUAGGAGACAAGGCAAGUAUUCAUGCUCUGGACCAGGAGUGGGACAUGUUACAGAAAAUGUCUCGUGACCGCACGAAUCAGCUGCGUGAUAUGCAGAACAUCCUCUCCGACAUCUCUCAAGCCAUCAUGUGGGUGAACGACAGAGAGGAGGAGGAGCUCAUGUUCGACUGGGGUGACAAAAACAUCGACGUCUACAUCCCCAAGAAACAGGAAAGCUACUCGCGGCUGAUGAGUGAUCUGGAGGUGAAAGAGAAGGAGCUGAACAAGUUGAAAUCCAGAGUGGAUCAGCUGCUGAAGAGCAAUCACCCAGCAUCAGAUAAAAUCGAGGCAUACAUGGACACACUGCAGACUCAGUGGAGCUGGCUGCUCCAGAUCACCAAGUGCAUCGACAUCCACCUGAAAGAAAACGCCGCCUACAGCCAGUUCUUUAAGGAGGCGAAUGAGACAUACACCAAACUCCAAAAAGAUAACGAGAACAUCCGCAAGAAAUUCACUUGCAAUAAAACUACACCUCUGGAGAGUCUGACUGAACUGCUGAAAAACCUGGAGAAGGAGAAGGAGAGGCUGGUGGAGAAUAAGCGACAGGUACAGACGCUGGUGAACAAGUCGAAGAACAUCGUGCGUCUGAAACCUCGAAACCCAGAGUUCAAGAGCAACAGCCCAGUGAUAGUAAAGGCACUGUGUGACUUUAAACAGGACCAAAGGGGUAUUCUAAAAGGGAACGAAGCGAUACUAAGGGAUAACUCUCAGCGCAGUAAAUGGAACGUGGCUGGUCCUGGAGGAUUGGAAAUGCUCAUCCCCUCUGUGUGUGUCCUCAUCCCACCACCAAACCCACACUGCCUUGAUCUGGCCAGCAAGAACGAGAAGUACUAUGAAGCCAUCAUGAGUAUCUGGAAUCAGCUGUACAUCAACAUCAAGAGUCUGAUUUCCUGGCAGUACUGUCUGAAAGACAUCAAUCAGAUCAACUCACUCACCAUCAGUGUGUUGUCUAAGAUGAAGCCUGAGGAGUACCGGAACAUCAUUAAGAAUCUGGAGUAUCACUACGAGGAGUUUCGCCGUCUCAGUCAUCAGUCCAACUUGUUCGAAGAAGCGGACAAGAAGAAGAUGGAGGCAGAGUACACCGGCGCACAGACGCACUACGACAAAAUCAUCACCCAAAUACAGCCUGCUAACAUCAGUAAGAACACACACACACACACACACACACACAGAGACACUCAUGUUCUGUGUAGGUCACUGUAUAUUUGUGUGUGUGUUGUGUGUACAGCUGUGUUGCAACAGACUCCAGUUAAAGUGGAGCUGGUGAAAGGCACCACAGUGGUGGACGCGGGCACGAAGACCCAAACAUCCAAACACACACACACACACAACCUGCUGACACUCACACACACUCUGCGGCGCAGACUGGAGGCGGCCGAGAGCGGACUGAGCCAACACCUCCACGUCCCACUGAAAGACAACAGUGUGCACGAGUGUACACAGAGACUGCAGCUGCUGCAGGGUGUUCACCAUGACCUGGGCUCGAUCCGUGAUGAGUAUCUGCGUCUGAGAGAGUUGGUGAUGAAGCAGGAAGCGACCGCUGACCCAGAGCAGGCAAAAUUCCUGAGAGCUGAACUCGAUCUCAUCAACCAGAAACUGAGCAGCUUGCACAGCUUCUCCAACUCUUACCUACAGAGGCUCACUGCUCUGAGAGCCCUCCUGCAGAACCUCGUACGUGCUGAAGACAUUAUUAAAGUUCAUGAAGCUCGACUGACGGAGAAAGAGACUAGCUCUCUGGACCUGGGUGAACUGCAGGACUACCGUAAAACCCUCAAGAACAUGAAGGUAGAUCUGGAGCAGAGAAAGGAGGUUCUAAGUGCGAUGGAGUCGGACCUGGAUCAGGCUGUUCAGUGGAAUGGACAAAUCGAUCAAAACUUCCACCAGUGUGACGUGGACUUGGUCAAGUUCACAGAGGUAGUGCAGCAAAUGAACGAACGCUGGCACCGCAUCAUCACCCAGAUCAACACCAGGCUGGGUGAUCUGGAGAAACAGGAGAAGCAGCUCAAUCAGUAUAAACAGACCAGCUCAAACAUCAACCAGUGGAUCAACCAAACAAGUCAUCGCCUGGGCACACUGCAGAGCUACAAACUGAGCACAGUGCAGGACCUGAACGACCAUCUGAACCAACACAAGACGCUGCACUCCGAGAUUAAGGGGAAAAAGGACAAAGUGGAUGAAGUGCAGAAGGAUGCCAGCACCUGUGCUGCCUCCAUAAAGGAUUAUGAGCUGGAGUUGGUGUCAUACAGCGCUGGGUUGGAGACGCUGCUCAACAUUCCCAUCAAGAGAACCAUGCUGCAGUCUCCAGCGACUGUACUGCACCAGGAGGCCGCAGAUAUUCAGUCUCGGUAUAUUGAGCUGCUGACUCGCUCGAGUGAUUACUACAAGUUCCUCACUGAGAUGCAGAAGAACAUGGAGGAGCUAAAGAUACAAAACACUAAAAUUGACCUUUUGGAGGAAGAACUAAGGCGUCUGAGGGACGAACUGCAGGAUCGCUCACAGAAGAACAGGUCCCUGGAGGACAUCUUGGCCCGUUACAAACUAGAACUCUCUCAAACUAAGGAACAGAUAAUUUCGAUGGAGGAGGUGAAGAGCACUGAGGUCAUGAGGUACAAUGCAGCUAAAGAGAACCUGGACACCACCCAAAAUCAGCUAAAAGACCUAAAUGAACAGGUGGCGCGGCUUACACUGCUUAUUGAUGAGGAGAAACGUAAGCGAAGGCUGGCUGAGGAGCGUUAUACCAGCCAACAACAGGAGUACAAUGCCACCAUCCGCAAGAGACAGAUAGAGCUGGAUGAACUUAACUGGUCCAAGAUCGACUUUGAGAAGGCCAUCAAGGACAAGGAGCGGGAGAUUGAACGUCUGAAGAUGCAGUUGGAGGACGAGGCCUCUCGGCGCCGAGCAGCGGAAUCUGAAACCUCUAAGGUAAGAAACCAGUUCAACCAGGAGAUCAGUACUCUAAAACAAACGUACGAGUCCGAGAUCCACAUCACCAAAACCAGCGUGCUAAAGGCCACACAGCAAAAGGAGGAGGACACUGCUACCCUGAAGCUGCAGCUGGAGAGGCUCAUGGAUGAGAAACAGGAUCUUGAAGAGGAGCUCAGGAGGCUUCAGUUGUCCAUCAGCCAAAUGGAAGAAGCCAGAAAGAGGGCUGAGCACGAAGCACACCAAGAAAGAUCCUCAGGAACAGAGGAGACCAGAAGACGAAAGGAACUAGAGAUACACGUUCAAACCAUCACACGACAGAGGACUGAACUUGAGGCCAGGUACAAGGAAGAACUCGCUCAGGCCAACAACAGAACACAAGAAAAGGUCCGUCAGAUUUCGCUCCUUACUCAGAACCUGGAUGACGAGACCCGGAAGAGAAGAGCUCUGGAACAAGAGAACCAAAGACUUCGGCAGUCAGAGGCAGACUUGCUUGCCAAGCAGACUUCCUCCAUGGAAGUCAUCAACAAACUGAAAAUCACAGAGAAAGAGACAAACAUUAUCCGUGUCGAGCUGGAGAAGCAAGCAAGUGAAAAAGGAAAAGUGGAGCAGAGCGCUGCUAGGAUGCAGACUCGCAUUAAAGACUUGCAGGCCAUGAUAGACAAUCUCGAGGCUGAGCUGGAGAAAGAGAAAAAAGGCAGCCAGGAUGAACUUACAAGGAGAAAGAGGAUAGAAGCUGAGCUGGAAAGGGUGAAUCAGUUGUGCAGAGAGUACACAACUACCAUUAACACUCUUCGUGUCCAUAAGGAGGAGGAGAGUGCCACAGGCCGAAGGCAUGAACAGGACCUCCAUCGUGUCCAGGAGGAGCUGGACAGAUGUCGGAAGGAACACAUGGUAACUUCUGAGCAGCUUACCAGGCUCACAGCCGAGCUGAAGGCCUUGCAACAGCAGCUGAUUCAAGAGCAGGCUCGUGUCCGGGAGGUCAACCUACGCAACGAGACUCUGUACAAGACCAUAGAGGAGAAGAGCCGAGGGUUAAAUGAAAGCAUGUCUGAAAUUGAAAAGCUCAAGACUCUUACUCAAAACCUCACCAAGGAAAGGCUGAAGUUAGAGGAGGAGCUGAGGAGUGUACGCCAGGAACGGGAUGACUUACGGAGCAACAAAAACAGCAGCGAGAGUGAACAUAUGGCCCAACUGUCAGCCAUACAGCUCCAGCUUCAGAGCUCAAAUAAGAGAGGCCUAGAGCUCCAGGCCCACAUUAGUGAGCUGACAAAAGAGAGGGAAAAUGUAAAGGCGGAAAUAGCCAAAAUCCAAAAGCAAUAUACGGAGACAUCUCUGAUGGUGCACGAGUCUCAGACACACUACAAGGAGACCCUACAAGAGAGGGAUAGUCUCCUGGCCAAACUUAAGUUGCUGGAAAUGGACAAAGGAAAGCAGCAGCGCUCUGAGGAAGAGCUGAGUCGCAUCAAGAUGUCACUAGAAUCAGAAAUGCGUCAAAAGCAGCGCCUCCAAGAGGAAAUUGACAAAAUCCGCAAAGAUUUUAAUUACUGGAAAAGCCAGUAUGAGAUAAAGGAUGGUCAGGUUAGACAGUGUCAAGCAGACAAAGACAAGGCAGAGAGGGACAGGGCUUCACUGAGCAAUGAGAUCACAAAACUGACCGCUGAGCUUAGAAGUGUGGAGCAACAGUACCGGACUCGGCUCCAAAGCUCAGAGUUUGAAGUGUCUGAACUCACCCGCAAGCGAGAGGCUCUGGAAAGGGAGCUGAGGAAGUUGCAACAACGUCCAAGCUUCUUCACUAAGCAGACUCAGACAGAUGAGAAAGUUGCCACAAUUGACCCAUCAAAGCUUGUUUUUGAUGGCAUUCGCCGAAAGGUAACGGCUCACCAGCUUUGUGACUGUGGGAUCAUUGAUAAAGCAACCCUCGAUAAGCUGCUGAAGGGCCAGAUCACAGUGUCGGAUGUUUCAGUGGAAAUUCAGCCCAGUCUUAAGGGUACAGGGGUUAUCGCAGGUGUUCAGCAAGAUUUCAACAGCAGAAUGCCAAUCACAGAAGCUAAAAGUAAGAACCUGCUGAGUCCACAGAGUGCCAUAAUGUUGCUGGAAGCUCAAGCCGCCACUGGCCACGUGAUUGAUCCAAAGUAUAAUGAGAAGAUGCCAGUAGAUACAGCCUGCUCAAGAGGUAUUGUUGACACAGAGGACAGGGAUAUCCUCGUUACAGCUGAGGCAGCUUGCACAGGGUUCAAGGAUCCAUUCACAGGAAAACUUUUGUCCGUUGGACAGGCAUGCAAGAAAGGACGACUUGACAAAGAGAAGGCCAUUCGACUGCUCCAGGCUCAAGAAGCAGUGGGAGGGAUAAUUGACCCUGUGCUAAGCGUGUUUCUACCCAGAGACACUGCCUUAGACCGUGGCUUGAUUGAUGAAGAGCUUUAUCGUGCGCUGAACAAAAAGCCCGCUUGUUAUAUCAAUCCAGCAACUGCAGAGAAGAUCAGCUACAGUGACUUGAGGAAGAAGUGUGUCACAGAACCUACAACUGGCCUUCUUCUGCUCCCUGUAAACAGUAACUCAGAGUUUGUCCAGGGAAUCCGUGGUCAGGUCUCACUCACUGAGCUUGUAAAUUCCAACCUAAUUAAUGAGGGAGAUUUGGACAAAGUGAAACGAGGCCUGCUCACAACUAAAGAUAUUGAAAAUAGGCUGAAGAUGUACCUAUCUGGCUCUGGCUGCAUUGCUGGCAUUUAUGAUGAGGCUCAGGAUAGAGUCCUGCCCUUCUACCAGGCCAUGAAAGAAAAUCUUCUCCGUCCAGGAACAACAUUAGAGCUUCUGGAAGCGCAGGCUGCAUCAGGAUUCAUGAUUGAUCCGGUCAACAAUGUCUACCUGACAGUGGAGGAUGCAUGGAAGAGAGGCCUAGUAGGUAAAGAAUUUAAAGAUAAACUGCUGUCUGCUGAGAAGGCCGUGACUGGAUACCGUGAUCCCAGUACAGGGCAGCUUAUCUCACUCUUUCAAGCUAUUGAGAAAGAGAUUAUUGAAAAGGGGCAUGGCAUUAGGCUUCUGGAGGCUCAGAUAGCCAGCGGCGGCAUCAUUGAUCCUAAAGAGAGCCAUCGCAUUGAUGUGGAAGUGGCUUACCGAAGAGGUUACUUUGACCGUGAGAUGAACGAAAUUCUAACAUAUGAAGGUGAUGACACAAAGGGCUUCUUCGACCCAAACACUCAUGAAAAUCUGACCUAUCUGCAGCUGCAGAAGAGAUGUAUUUCUGACCCCAAGACUGGCCUGCUCCUGCUGGCUCUGAAGGACAAAAACAAGCAGAAGCAGCAGUCAAGUCAGAAAAACACUCUUCGCAAGAGGAGAGUGGUGAUCGUAGACCCCGACACAGGCAAAGAGAUGUCCGUUCGUGAGGCUUUUCACAGAGAGCUGAUUGACUAUGACACAUUUCUGAAUCUUUCGGAACAAGAGUGCGAGUGGGAGGAGAUCACCAUCACAGAUUCAGCUGGAAAGACUCGACUAGUUAUUGUUGACCGUAAAACAGGUACACAGUAUGAUGUCCAGGACUCCCUGGACAGGGGCGUUAUUCAGAAAAGUGCCUUAGACCAGUACCGCUCAGGAGCUCUCACACUCACCCAGUUUGCUAAUCUCUUUUCAAGCAAAGGCACAGGUGCUGAGCUUUCCAUCUGCACCAGCGUUCCAGACGAUGUUACAACCUGCAGUAGCCCCACUGAAGUUACACCAUCUUCUCCAACAGUCCGCAAACGCUUUGCUAGUGUUUCCAUCACACUCUCCCCUCCCUCUGAUAUACUGGAUGACCAGAGCCCGGUGGCAGCCAUCUUUGACACUGAAACCUUGGAGAAGAUCACAAUAACUGAAGCUCAGCGUCGUGGAAUAGUCGAUGCGAUCACAGCGCAGCGGCUCCUGGAGGCCCAGGCAUGCACUGGAGGUGUCAUAAACCCUGCCACUGGCAAAAGGCUCUCUCUGCAAGAUGCUGUACAUCAGAGCAUCAUUGAUGAGGAUAUGGCCACCAAGCUCAAACCAGCUCAGAAAGCUUACACUGGAUUUGAGGACGUGAAAACCAAAAAGAAAAUGUCCGCUGCAGAGGCCAUUAAAGAGAAAUGGUUGCCCUACGAGGCUGGGCAGAGGUUCCUGGAAUUCCAGUACCUGACUGGAGGACUGCUGGAACCAGGAAGUGGUAAGCGAGUCAGCAUUGAAGAAGCCAUUCGUAGAGGAUGGCUGGAUGGUAAAGGAGCCCAGAAGCUGCAGGACACCAGGAGCUACUUGAAGAGCCUCACCUGCCCUAAAACUAAGCUGAAGAUUUCAUAUAAAGAGGCAAUGGACAACUGCAUGGUGGAAGAGACCAAUGGAAUGAAAAUGCUCCAAGCCACAUCUAUGUCCACCAAGGGUAUCAGUAGCCCCUAUAACAUCUCCUCCGGACACAGUUCCCGCACUGGAUCUAGAGCCGGAUCCCGGGGAAGCUCCAGGAGUGGAUCACGUCGAGGCAGCGUGGAUUACUCCACCUCCACUUACACUUUCACUUCCACUUCCACUUCUAGCACAUUUACUUCCCUUCCUUAACAAUUUCAAACAUGCGUCUAUGGUGGCUUAUACUUUUUCAUACAGAACUACUCAUUUUCCAGAUAUAUAUCAAAAACUAUUAGAAUAAAAUAGGGUUUGGGAAUAUUAUACAUGACUCAUAUGGAUUAUUACUAAUCAGUUUUAAUUGGGUGCCUCUGAUUAUUAUAAGUUGUCAUUUUUAGGUGCUUCUUUUUCUGUCCUGCUUUUUAAAUCAGUAGAUUUUUACAUCAUUUUAUGGUAGUGAUUAUAUAUCGAAAUAUUUACAAAUUGUGUUAUUUUCAUAGUUAUCUGGAACUUGAUUGAACAUUUUUAGAGCAUUAAAAUUGUAAUAAUGCAGAACCUUCUAAAAUUACAGAAAUUAUUAGAGUAAAGAAUUUUAUAAAGUAUAAUUUGAAGAAUGUCAAUACACUUUGUACUAACAAAAGACGACAAAUUAUAAAUAAACUCAGUUUCCACUCA